Tinamus guttatus (white-throated tinamou) is the source of this 837-nucleotide messenger RNA. NCBI's taxonomy places the organism in Eukaryota, Metazoa, Chordata, Aves, Tinamiformes, Tinamidae. The record is from RefSeq and is a predicted model, not a curated record.
UUCUUCUUUGCUUCCUUAGCUCUGUCAACUUCCUUGGAUAUUGGUCUGAGUAACUGGAGUUUCCUAUACAUUACUGUCUCCCUCUACACCAUGACAAAAUCCUCUGCCAUUAUCUUCAUCUUGCUGUUUUCACUACUCUUCAAACUGGAGGAAGUGAGGGUGGCAUUGGUGCUGGUGGUUCUGCUCAUCGCUGGGGGGCUCUUCAUGUUCACCUACAAGUCCACGCAGUUCAACACACAGGGGUUCAUGCUGGUGCUGUGUGCUUCUUUCCUUGGGGGUAUUCGCUGGACUCUCACACAGAUACUUAUGCAGAAGGCUGAACUGGGACUCCAGAACCCCAUCGAUACCAUGUUUUACCUGCAGCCGCUCAUGUUCCUGGGGCUCUUCCCUCUCUUUGCUGUGUUUGAGGGCCUGCCUUUGUCUCGGUCAGAGAAGCUCUUCCGUUUCCCUGAAGCAGGCGUGCUGCUCUGCCUGAUAGGGAAGUUGUUCUUGGGUGGAAUCCUUGCCUUUGGACUAGGUUUUUCUGAGUUCCUCUUGGUUUCCAGGACAUCUAGUCUCACGCUUUCUAUUGCUGGCAUUUUUAAGGAAAUCUGCAUUUUACUCCUUGCCACACGUGUGCUGGGAGACCACCUCAGUCUCUUGAACUGGCUGGGCUUUGCUGUCUGUCUUUCAGGAAUCUCUCUGCAUGUCAUUCUCAAAGCCAUUAAUUCCAAAGGUGAAAAAGCACUGAAACUUCACAAAGAGUCCAGCUCCAACCCUGACCUGGAGCUGCUGCUGCGACAUACUGAAUGUGAGGAGGAGGAAGAGGAAGAUGUUGGAACUGCACAGCAGCAGUGA